Caenorhabditis briggsae is the source of this 1515-nucleotide messenger RNA. The coding region runs from base 1 to 1515 and encodes 504 amino acids. The transcript is spliced from 8 exons. The record is from RefSeq and is a predicted model, not a curated record. Lineage: Eukaryota; Metazoa; Nematoda; Chromadorea; Rhabditida; Rhabditidae.
AUGAUUUCAGCACUUCUUCUUUGGAAUCUAAGAAGUAUGAAGCGGGGUCAGAUUAAGCAGCCGAAUGUUGUCGUAGCAGAAUUCAAUGUCCCGCCACGUGACAAGACGCAGAUUCCAGUUACAGCUCUGACGGAUCAGUUAUCUAUCGUCGGUGGAGUUAUUUGGGCCGCUUCUGUGAUUGAUCCAGACUUUGAAGACACUUUCGAAGAAACUUCGUCCUCAAUGAGAAAGCCACUUGGUUCCAGAAGGAUGGAAUGCAAAGAUCUAAUCACAUAUCUCACCACGAAACAGUAUUACCCCGGUGCCUUAAAACCUGAAGAUUUCAUAAACAUCAAUGUCGUCCCACUAAACCAUUUUCUGAGGUGGUUCCUUCCGAAGAUCGUCGUUAUCAAUAUGAUAUGGGACCGAUAUGCAGAAUAUCUUGGUUACUUUGCAAACAAACACGAAUCAGCUGAAGCUGCUGCUCGUGUUUAUGACGAGCUUCUGAAUUCAACUAACUUCAACAUGGGAUUGACAAGGAUGAAAAUUUUCGAUGCCAGAAUCGUCCUUACAAGCAUAGAAGAUCCGGAAGAUCUACUAAAUGCUUAUGUCACAUACGCAUCUACAGGAAUAGUCAUAAACGGAGACAAUAAGUCAUCUGCAAUCACAACAAAAGAUACAAAUGCUGAUCGAGAGCUCGUGGACCAAUUCGUGGAAAAAAUUAGAAGCUUGGACAUAAUGAGGACGAUUAUUCAACUCAAAACAGAUGUUGUUUUUCUUGCCAAAAUCCACAACACGCUUGUCGUGGAGUACAUCGAGUUAAACGAGCAGUUGAGAGCAAAUCCCCCAGUUGAUAUGAACUAUCCAAAUUUGAAGAAAUGGACAAAAGAGAUUGAAGGGCUGUGCAAAAAGCUGGAAAACAUUCAUAGUGAAGCAGUGUCUAAUUUUCUCGAUUCGUUCAAUUGUGGUCAUGACGAAAAGGCUGGCCAGUCAACAAGCAAUGAUUCGCAACAAAUCUCAUCCGAGAAUCAACCAAAUGUAAAUAGGGAUAACUGGAAAUUGAUAAGUGACGAAAGCUCGCAGAUGCUCAAAAAUAUUCGCGAGAAGUUCAGCCGGUACAAUGAACUUCUAACAGAACCAGCAAAGAUCGAAGUGGAAACGAAUAGUGAGAACUUGGAUCUUGCAAACGCAACCGCAUCUACGGCUCAGAGACGUUUCGAAUCGUGUGAACAAGUCUUUGUGUUCCUGAACGAAUUUUCAAUAACUGGCGUCAACGAUUUAUCCUAUCAUCGUGCUAUUGCUAGCAUCGCAUCCGAUGCUCAUCGCGUGUUCUACGACCUUGCCUGGAAAGCGAGUCUUCUUCGUGACGAUUUUAAGGAUCAGGGCGAACGUGUCGAGCAGACGAGAGUUCGACUGGCAAAUCGGUUACAUACGGCAGAAAAACAAAAAACGGUUCGAACGCUCAAAAUCGACGUCCAAGAAGCCAAUAUCAAAGUUCGCGGGUGGCAGGCACUUCUGGCUAGUACAAAAAACUGA